UAAAGUAAAUCUGUGCUCGCCCGCCUGGCCACACUAGACAUUUUCUGAAAGUUUACAUGACUGACCGCUUCUCACGCGCUCGUGGAUUAGCCUACACCCGGCCAUUCUCCAUUCAUAUCUAACCUUUGACCUAUCAAGGCUGGAUUUGUGUGGUCACCCUUCUGGAGCAGAACCACUGUCACCACAGUCACAGCCGUGCUGCCAUUGGACACUGCUCUCACUGCCCAAGCACCUAGACACCGGCCAGUGCUUCUUUGAGACUCCCGCAGAUAGCUGACUUUGAGAUGGAGAGCAGCAACAUGUCGCGUUUACCUCUACUUCUACUCUGCCUUGCCAUCGCCACUACAGCAUCCCAGCAGACCUGUGCGCCAGUGGCGGUCCCUGAAAACCAGAAUGCCUGGAUCAGGUUGAGAGAGAUGCUUCCAGGCUGCUGGACCAACUACACCACUCAGGACGGCAAAGAAGUUCACAUCCUCAGCCUGCAUUACACUACUGAGACUCCCAACAUGUUUACACUGAAUAUGACCGCUGCCAAGCCAAUGCACCUCAUCAUCACCACAGACUCAAAGCAGAUCAUAUACACUGAUGCCCAUGCUAACACGGAUGUCAGCAUUUACGUGGCAAAUGACUCCAAUAUGCAAAUCAUGGGUACAAUUGUGAACGUCCAGAAAAAAGCCUUUCCCACAGACAAUAAAGAUAUAGUGAGGUGGGCCGCCGAGAAGUUUGGUGGGGUGACGUCCUUCACCACCAUCCAGAACCCGAUGAGCAUCGCUUCCACAGGGAGAGAGGGAACAAGACUCCUUCCAACUGGCUCCAACAACUGUACUCUUGAAAACGAAUGGCAUGCGCUCAAGCACUAUCUGAAGUUAGAAUCAAACAUGCGUUUGCUCAAAUCCUGCUCGAACCAGCUUCCCCACAGCCACACUGAGAAAGAACUGUACAUCGUCAACAUCCCUGAGGAUGUCAGCAUUCGCCUUGUCUCUGUGCACGUCAUCAGUGAGAGGCAGAUCAGUCUGUUCCUAAGAGGACCUCAGGGUACCGUGUGGAGCAUCCAUGACCCAAAGCACACCAGCUUCAGUUCCAACAAUGUGAUCCUGCUUGCUGCCACCAGCAUGAUGCAUAAGAUCCCUCCCACUAUCACCAUCUCCACAGACAGUGCUGAUGCUGUACAGAAGACGGCCUUGGACCAUUUCAGAGCCAGUACCAUCACCAGCUACUCUGAGAUCCGAACCGAGGGCACCAUGGUCACACUGGUCCUAGGGAAUAAGGACCACACUUCAGUCACAGAGGCUGCACCAACCGAGACAACCCCAUCGCCCCCCAGCCCCCCUCAGAUGCCUCUACUCAUGCAACUGUACACCUCUCCAGACUACCGCUCCCCUCUGGACCCCAACACCAAGGUGCAGAGCGACAAGAGGAUCUACGCAGAGAUCUCAGGGCGGACACUGGGGGAGAUUGUCCUGACCAUCAAGGUGAUCAACUGCUCGGUGCGCUCCAAGGGUUCUUGCCCGGUGGUGAGGGACAUGCCCUUCAGGCCAGAGGUAUGCUCCUCCACCGUGUGCCCCAACAGUACCAGGGUUAGCUUCUCCUUAGAGCUGCUCCAAGACCUGGCCUCCACUAGCUGGGACCUGGAGUGCUCCGUCAAACUCUGCUUCAGCGAGAAAUGUGGAGAUGGAGGAAGAGUGAAGAGGAACUUGGAGGUCACCCAGACAUACAUCCCACCACCAAUGGCGUGUAUUGACUUUGGUCUGUCAGCCGUGCUGGGCAUUGCCUUUGGAGGUUUCCUGAUCGGAGUUCUGCUCAUUGGAGCUCUGUGGGUCAUCAAGAUCCGCACAGGAUACCCCACCGGACUGGAUGUAGGGUCGACUACUGCAAACCUCUCGAAAUGUCCUUGCUCUCUGACCAGCAAACGGCAACCUGUCUCCAACAACCCCUCCCCCUCUGAGAACAGUAGUGCCAACGCCAGCAUUGGCAGCACUCAGAGCACGCCAACAAGCAGCAUGGCAUGACAUCAUCACCACCACCGUCUCCCCUCUCCGUCACACUGAGGGGGCUCCAUGCUAUUUGGUCGCUCUUUCACAAUGCUUAAGAAAGCAUUACCCCCUCUCUUUAGUCACACCACAUCACGCAUCCUUUCUCACCAACCUGAGGGGGGUUAGGUCGGGGGGGGGGGGGGCAGCUGUAGUCUAGUCUAGGCUCCUAACACCCUCCUCUCCGUCCUCCCAGCAAACGUUCCAGACUGGAAGUCAGAGAGGGUGGAAAAAAAAGGCCCUGGCUCCCAGCAACAGGAAAAACAAAGCAUAUCCCCAAGAACUAACAGGAAAUUCAAUGCAUUCUUCCUCUCUGAUGGCGGCACAAUAAGAAUCAGUCAGGGGGGGGGGGGGGGGGGGGACGACAAAAGAUUGACUUUAAAAACAUUAUUAGAUAAACUGUUUUGGCUCUCAACAUCCACAAUUGUUGUGAUAGGAAAUGUCAAGGCCCCUUUUUCCAGGCAAUUUAGAGAUAGAUUCUGGACUGACAUCCGUUCUUUGACGUUGACUGUAGUUUGAAUUAAAAUUUGUAUUACUGUAUAUGGGUGGCUGGAAGACACCAUGUCAGAUUUAAAGAUUUCAGACAGUAAAAAGCUAUAAUAUCACAUGUUCUCUUCCAACAACAAGGGGAAUCUGUCUUCAUGGGAUUUAGGAAAGAUUGGGAAAAGGCUACCUCUUAAUUUAUGUAGAUAUCGGAUUGUUAAGCAUAAGCUUGACAAUGGCUUCUUCUGGUGAGCUAGUGUGAGAUAAAUAAAAACUAUUUUCUCUUUCAUUCCAUUUCACUUGAGUUACAUCAUAUUGUUUUGCUCAGAGCCAUGUCUUACAUACAAGCAGAAUUUAUAGCAAAACAUUUCUUGCAAGUCAAAUGUUGCACUAUGUAUGCAAAAGUAUGUGGACACCCUUUCAAAUUAGUGGAUUCGGCCAUUUCAGGUGUAUAAAAUUGAGCACACAGCCAUGCAACCUCCAUAGACAAACAUUGGCAGUAGAAUAGCCUUACUGAAGAGCUCAGCGACUUUCAACAUGGUACCGUCAUAGGAUGCCACCUUUCCAACAAGUCAGCUUGUCAAAUUUCUGCCCUGGUCAACUAAGUGCUGUUAUUGUGAAGUGAAAACGUCAAGGACCAACAACUGCUCAGCCGCGAAGUAGUACACCACACAAGCUCACAGAACCGGACCGCCGAGUGCUGAAGUGCGUAGCACGUUAAAAUUGUCUGUCCUCGGUUGCAACACUCACUACAGAGUUCCAAACUGCCUCUGGAAAUAACGUCAGCACAAUAACUGUUUGUCUGGAGCUUCAUGAAUAGUUUGUUGGGAGCUUCAUGAAAUGGCAGAGCAACCGCACACAAGUCUAAACUCACCAUGUGCCAUGUCAAGCAUCGGAUUGAGUGGUGUACAGCUCGCCGCCAUAGGACUCUGGAGCAGUGGAAAUGCUCAGUGGAAACGAUCAAUUGGAACACCGACUGCGAGCCAGGCCUAAAUCGCCCAACAUCAGUGUCCGACCUCACGAAUGCUUUUGUGGCUGAAUGGAAAUAAGUCCCCACAGCAAUGUUCCAACAUCUAGUGAAAAGCCUUCCCAGAUGAGUGGAUUAUGUUAUAGCAGCAAAGGGGGGGCCAACUCCAUAUUAAUACCCAUAAAUUUGGAAUGAGAUGUUAAAUGAGCAGGUGUCCACAUACUUUUGGUCAUGUAGUGUAUAUGAGCCUUAGCAAAUGAGUUGGUUUUAUAGUAAUUGUUAAAAAUAUAAUAUUUAUCUGAAAUUGUAUUAUGUCUAGAUAAACAUUUCACUUUCCUCAAUGAAGACCAAAGUCAACACCAAAGCAAAAGUUGUUACCAAAUAAAUUGAGCUACAUUAUUAAGAUGGAAAAAAAGAUUCAAAAUCAAAAUGAUUGAACUCAGGAAAAACUGUGGCAUUAUUGUAAUUUAGCGUGAAAUUAUUUAUGUCAAGUGCCAAGGAAAAUGGAAAUCAGAUUGAAUUGUAAGUGCAAACCUGUUCUAAGUGUACAAAUGUAAAUGUAUUUUGAUUGUAUUGCCUUUUUUUUAAAACCUAUUUUAAAUUGCUCUCACAAUACAAAGUAAAGCCUUGUGGUUAUGACCUGCUGGGUAUAAAGACGUUCCCUUCAAACAUUCCAUCCAGCCGUAUCUCCUAAAGAAACAGCAAUACUGUACCUUAAGUAUACAGUAUAUCAUUUAAAAUGUUAUUGUAAUGAUUGUACUAGUUAUUUUAUAGUUCAGUAUGCCAAUGUACAGCGACACAGAGUCUAAUCUAUAUUUGUUAAGCAGUUAAUAAUUGAUUCGUAAUUCAUUUGUUUUGAUACCAUCACCAAAAGCAGCGAUCUUAAAACCAAGUGAGCUUCCUCAACCCAGCACUGUGUUUUUAAUGCCCCAAUGUGUUUUUUACAUUUUAUUUUUAAAAUGAUGUAGCUAAUAAUGCGUUGUGUGCGUGUUUCUGUGCAUAUGCACGAGUGAGUGCAUGCAUGCAAGUGUGCGUGUGUGUGUGUGUGUGUGUGUGAAUGUACUCUAAGAUGUGUACACUCAGAGGAAAACAUUAUAAAUUGCCACUUGAGUAUUUGCGUAAUAUGAGGAGUAAAUUCUAUAUGUAAUGUCCAUACAGUUUAUAUUGUAGGAGUGUUGUUUCUUAUAUUCUUAUUUUAUAAAUUCCAUAGCUUCUGUGUUAUUCUCCAUAUGUUCCAAAGAACUUGGACUAUUCCCUAUUACAAAAUGCAGUUUUUUAAAACUUGUAGUCAUUUGUAACCAGAUGGCCAUAGAUUUAUACUUUCUAUAUUCCAGUUUAAAUCGUAUGAUUGGUUUUGUUAUUAAUUUCUAUAAACAUCAUUAAAACAACCAUCAAGUCGCUAAAGCCAAACUCCAGAGCCCACAUUACUGGUGUUAUGUAAACAGUUAUUGUUGCUCUAACUUACUCCAUUCAACUUUAAUCUCACCCUAAACCCCCUGCCAUACAAUAACAAAAGCUAAUCUUCUCUGAUUCAAGAUACUCUGUACUGGUGUGAUAGGCUGAUGCAUUCCAUUUGUAAUACUGUGGACCAGCAGCACUUAAUUUCUUUGUUUGGGGGUACAGAAAUGAACCUCAUCCACCACCGAUAUGCAGCACCCACCUGAUGCACAGCAGCCAUUGUGUGCCAAAAACUUAACACAUGACAGUCAGUGAAUGAGUGGCAUCCCCUUGAGCUGAACCUCCAAACAGGCAAGCAACAGUGGAUUGAGGGAGAGUUGUAGUAUCAGACAGUCAGUGACAGCUAGGCUCUUUGUGAAUACUGACAGAACACAGGGUAAAUCAGAUGAGCCGUCAGUUAAUCCAGUCGUUAACCCAGCAGAUUCCUGCAUGACCUCUGGCUCUGACUACUUCUGCUCAGAGAUGCACACGCACCAAGCAAUCUUCCACACUCUGCACGUUUCCCUGUACUCACAAUGAUAGACAGAUGGUGUAUGUGUGUUUAAGACCGUGUACGUGCAUUUGAGAGUGUGUGUCUAUUGGGAAGGUGUCUUUAUUUCAAUACAGAAAGGAGAGGGAAUCUUUAUUAUUGAGUGAUCAACUCAACGCAGCUCUCAAGAUGGGAUGCUCCCAAAUAAGCAAGGUCUACGUGGUGGAGCAAAAUGUCAUCCAGUAUUUCUGUGAUCACAUGCAAUGGUAGUCACUCAAACAAGCUGAUUACAUUUGGAGUUUUAUGACAUAAUAUGCUACUGCUCUCCACAGCAUUUCUGCCCUGAAUUUAGCAAGCACUAUCAGUGGAAAAAAGUUGUGAUACACUACUUUCUGCAAAUGGUCAGUGUGAGCCGGAGUGACUUGACACAACGCAAGCCAAACAAGUUGUACAAACAAAACGGAAAUAAAGGGGUUUUAGUCUGCCAUGAAGCGUUCAUCCAUGUGUACGGUUAAGAGUCUAGCUACAUUUUCAGCUAUUGUACAUUUCAAAUUGUUUUUGUCUGUCAGAAAUGUGUUUUCAUUGCAAGUUAAAGCAUACUGUUAGCUAGCUAGUGAACGUUAGCUUGCUGGCAAACGUUGCGUGUGUGAACUGUGUAGUAAUAUUAUUCCUAUCUCAGAAACCAUUUGCAUUGCUAGUUAUAGCCUGAAGUUAGCUAGCUAGCUAACAUUGAACCUAGUUGGUUAGCUUUAGCUACCUGCAGAUUCAAACUGCAUCAUUUCAUGCAUGGUUGCUGGCUAUGACAAUCAGUUUGUAUUGCUAGUAGAUAAAGUUCAGUUUUACCUGGAGUGUUUUAGUUUAGGCUACUACCUUACUCACUCUGUUUAGCACAUGGCCUUACAUGUGAAUCCUUAAAUUGAUGGCUGGGUCUAAGGCUUAAGAGGGUGUGAAUGAUGCUAAAUAGUUGUAAUCAAAGAAGAGCUCUCCUGUAGAAUUAUCAAAACAUUCAAGAGCCAUUUUCUCAAAAGUGUGGUUACUAGUUUAUCAACUUGCAAAUAAUGACUUUCCCAUUGUUCCUCAACCAUGUUGUAUGAUUUUCAAUUUUGUACAUCUGAGUCUCUGCUUUUAUUCAAUGUUGUAAAAAACACAAUUUCAAAUGUUGCUACAAAAGAUCGAAUCGAUUGGUCACAUAUUUUGUAACUAAAAGAGAGAGGAAGAAUAAAGUGGCCGAGUACUGUAUCUAAACCGUAGUUAACCAUUAAGUCACCCCCCCCACACACACAGUUCCCUCCACAGGAAUUUUAUUCACAGGAAUACCUUUUUAUGUUAUCUAUUUUUUUCUGAAAUGAAAGCAACAACAUAAAGUCCUUUUCCUCAUAGUGAUCUGUACUGGGCUGCUGUGUUAGAAAUAAGGCCUUAGAUAACGGAGCUUGGAUGCACCUGUGUUUAAUGUGUCUCUCUACACAGAAUGUCACCCCUCAGGAUUGUUAACUUUGUUAGAGUCUGUCAUCUUAACAAAAUGGCUGCUCCAAAUAUAUAUUUUUUAAAUGCGUUGUUCUCGUGGCACAGGGAAUUCCAUCUUUCCUUUUAUGGCGCAUUGACCAAACUAAAAUUAUACAUUAUAUAUUUGUAUGUUGUCUUUUGAAAAAUGUAUAUUUUAUUUGUGUAUCAAACGUCUUAAUAAAAUGAAUAAACCAAA
Messenger RNA from Oncorhynchus kisutch (coho salmon), 7106 nucleotides. RefSeq names its product endoglin. The coding region runs from base 285 to 2009 and encodes 574 amino acids. Lineage: Eukaryota; Metazoa; Chordata; Actinopteri; Salmoniformes; Salmonidae. The record is from RefSeq and is a predicted model, not a curated record. The transcript is spliced from 14 exons.